AUGUCCUUUCAUGCUCUGAUCAAAUUCGAGUCCACUUCAGACAACAAAUUUUACUUUGCAGAUCUUGGCCCUGACAGUAAGGUCAUUCCUGGGCAAGGGACAGAAGUGGACGGUUAUGAGUCUAUUGAAGAUCUGGUAACUAAAAAGGGCGGGAAGCCUGUCAACGUAGGAAAGAUUCUCGCCCCAGUUCCUCGUACGGACAUCCCGAUUUACUGUCUUUCAGUGCCUCAAAAUCCUCCACUUUGGACUAAGCCAGCGGCAGCUCUUGCAAACCCUGAGGAGGACAUCAAAUUCAACAAAUUCUGCGCCUCGAGUUACCCGGAUUAUGAGGGGGAGCUUGUAUUCGUCACUUCUCGACAGUGCCGUGAUCUCACCCCCGAAGCCGCUUCAGCCAACAUUCUUGGCUACACUGUAGGCAACGAUCUUUCAUGUCGCAAAUUCCAGAUGCCGGACCAAGCCGGUGGUCAAUACUUCUUCGCAAAAGCAUUUGAUAAGUUUGCGCCGAUUGGACCAAUUCUCGUCGCACCGAAAACUUUCGACAGUGCGAGUGGCGUGAAGCUUUUGACAAGAUUGAAUGGGGAAGUUAUGCAAGAUGGCGACAUUGGCGCUGAUAUGAUUUGGAAGCCUGCCAAGAUACUGAGCUGGAUGAGCCAAGGUACAACAAUUCCGGCUGGAACAGUGGUCAUGACCGGCACACCGGCUGGUGUGGGGGUUUUCAAGGAUCCUCGCCGACUAUUGAAGGACGGUGAUAUUGUGGAGGUCGAGAUCCCAGCGUUUGGAACAUUGAAGAACAAGAUUGUCUUUGAGGAAUAA
Messenger RNA from Phaeoacremonium minimum UCRPA7, 813 nucleotides. RefSeq names its product putative fumarylacetoacetate hydrolase family protein. The transcript is spliced from 5 exons. The record is from RefSeq and is a predicted model, not a curated record. NCBI's taxonomy places the organism in Eukaryota, Fungi, Ascomycota, Sordariomycetes, Togniniales, Togniniaceae. Bases 1 to 813 code for a protein of 270 amino acids. Gene Ontology annotation, molecular function: acetylpyruvate hydrolase activity.